Messenger RNA from Bufo bufo (common toad), 723 nucleotides. It is a transcript of the gene NXPH4, whose product is annotated as neurexophilin 4. Bases 13 to 723 code for a protein of 236 amino acids. Gene Ontology annotation, molecular function: signaling receptor binding. The transcript has a single exon. NCBI's taxonomy places the organism in Eukaryota, Metazoa, Chordata, Amphibia, Anura, Bufonidae. The record is from RefSeq and is a predicted model, not a curated record.
UUAGAAGCCCACAUGGCAAAAACACUAGGAUACUUGGAUAUGGGGUCAACAGGAAUGGUAAAGAAUGGACCGUAUGGUACAAACAAACCUCACUCUCUCCAUCCCUCAAGGGUAUUCACCACUGACCCAUUUAAAGCGGCAAAAAAUCCAAUGCAAUCCCCUAUUAAUCCGUGGGAGUGGAGCAAGAAUCAAACACUAUUUGCUGGGGGGAUUGGCCAAAGAGCUAAACGCAAGCCCUCUUUGAAAACUGGGAGAACCAAGAAGAUAUUUGGAUGGGGAGAUUUCUACUUUAACAUAAAAACUGUGAAAUUCAGCUUGUUGGUCACUGGUAAGAUUGUUGAUCACAUAAAUGGGACAUUUAGUGUCUACUUUCGGCACAAUUCAUCUAGUCUUGGUAAUGUGUCUGUCAGCAUUGUCCCACCUACAAAGGUGGUAGAGUUUGACCUCCUUCAGCAAUCUACCUUGGACACGAGAGAAACCAAGACUUUCAACUGUAGAGUGGAAUAUGAGAACACCAACAAAGCCUUGAAGAACAAACCCUGCCUCUAUGAUCCAGCUAAAAACUGCUAUAUGGAGCACACACAGAGUCAUGCUGCGUGGCUUUGUGCAAAACCAUUCAAGGUUAUCUGCAUUUUCAUCUCAUUCUACAGUAUUGACUACAAGCUGGUGCAGAAGGUGUGUCCAGAUUAUAACUUUCAGAAUGAAAACCCUUACUUUGGGUGA